AUGGCACCGUAUGAAGCGCUAUAUGGACGUAAGUGUCGCUCUCCGAUCUUUUGGGAUGAAGUUGGCGAAAGAAAGGUCUUGGAUUCGACUAUGGUGCCAUGGAUCGAAGAAGCAAUAGAGAAAGUUAAAAUUAUCCGCCAGAGGAUACAGACGGCUCAGAGUCGGCAGAAAAGUUAUGCCGAUUACCGAAGAAAGGAUCUGGAGUUCGAAGAGGGAGACAUGGUAUUUGUCAAGGUAACACCACUCCGAGGAACGAUUACGGCUAAGAUGGGGAAGAAAUUGAAGCCUCGAUAUAUAGGACCGUAUAAGAUUCAACGGCGCGUCGGGACAAUGGCGUAUCAGUUGGAGUUACCAGCUAGUAUGUCUCGAAUUCACAAUGUCUUUCAUGUCUUGUUAUUGAAGAAGUAUCAUCCAGAUCCCGCACACAUCCUACACACAGAGGACGUCGAGUUAGAUGAGACCCUCACCUAUGAAGAGCAACCGGUACAAAUUUCGGAUCGAAAGGUAAAGGAGUUAAGGAAUAAGCAGAUUCCUUUGGUGAAGAUCUUAUGGCGAAAUCAUGAUGUGGAGGAGGCCACCUGGGAGGUGGAAGAUGACAUGCAGAAAAAGUACCCCGCUCUGUUCGGGAAUUAA
This is a messenger RNA of Coffea arabica (coffee), 633 nucleotides long. RefSeq lists its product as uncharacterized. NCBI's taxonomy places the organism in Eukaryota, Viridiplantae, Streptophyta, Magnoliopsida, Gentianales, Rubiaceae. The record is from RefSeq and is a predicted model, not a curated record.